Phyllostomus discolor (pale spear-nosed bat) is the source of this 1123-nucleotide messenger RNA. RefSeq names its product S100 calcium binding protein A14 (gene S100A14). Bases 144 to 458 code for a protein of 104 amino acids. The transcript is spliced from 4 exons. Gene Ontology annotation, biological process: response to lipopolysaccharide; positive regulation of monocyte chemotaxis; positive regulation of granulocyte chemotaxis. Gene Ontology annotation, cellular component: perinuclear region of cytoplasm. Gene Ontology annotation, molecular function: chemokine receptor binding. NCBI's taxonomy places the organism in Eukaryota, Metazoa, Chordata, Mammalia, Chiroptera, Phyllostomidae. The record is from RefSeq and is a predicted model, not a curated record.
GUAUAAGAGCUGAGCUCAGGUGAGCUGGCUCAUCCUGUCCUGUCUCAGAGGCUGUCAGCAGGCAGAUCAUGAACCAUCAGCUCCUCCAGGGCAGGCAGUAGGACGACACAACUCUCACCAAAGGACCAAGCACACCAGGCACCAUGGGCCAGUGUCGGUCAGCCAAUGCUGAGGAUGCCCAGGAAUUGAGUGACGUGGAAAGGGCCAUUGAGACCCUCAUCAAGAACUUCCACCAGUACUCGGUGGAGGGUGGAAAGGAGACGCUGACCCCCUCUGAACUACAUGACCUGGUGACCCAGCAGCUGCCUCACCUCAUGCCGAGCAACUGUGGACUGGAAGAGAGAAUCGCCAACCUGGGCAGCUGUAACGACUCGAAACUAAAAUUUGGGAGUUUCUGGGAGCUGAUUGGAGAAGCAGCCAAGAGCGUGAAGCUGGGGAGCCCUGUCCCAGGGAGCUGAGAACCUUACCCUGGGAUUCUUUGGGGGGGAGUUGGGGAAGGGGGAGCCUAGAGACUGUGGGCACGGAAAUAAAACUCCUCUCUAUCAUCACCACACUGUUCCCCAGCUUGCACCUGUCUCACCUCUGCAAAGUUCAGGUUCAUUAUAGUCCAUCCUGGGGCUCUCUGCACUUCAUCCCUGGGAGCUCCAUGGAUGGAGCUAAUGGGUCCAGGAAGGGUCCAGGAAUCCCCACCAGAGGGAGGCUCACGGGUCAGGUUGGGGCCAGGGAUGGACGUGGAGGGGUAGGGAUGGUGUAAGGGCCACCCCUUUAGGUAGUGGGUGCAAGGCAGAGAGGAGCUGGGCUAGGGGAAAUGACUUGGAAGGGGCUGAAAAUAGAGCUGGAUAUUUUGUAUUAAAAAUGGUCUCCAAGAACCUGCCUCUCCUAAUCUAUCCCCAGCCCAAAUUAGCUGUCCGUCCAAUGCUAUCUGUUCCUGCCUCCAGCUCUGCCCCUGCCUCCUCCCAGGACUGUCCUUGGGCUAGGGCAGGGGAAGUGGGAGAGCAGGGUGGGGGACAGGCUAAGGAGGGUGUGACCUUCAGAGUGAGAGGAGCAGCUGGGUGCUUGGGUAUUUAAAGAAUGAUGGUUAUUUUGUAUCAUUUGAUUAAUAAAAAAUGGAAAAAGUGAAAGA